Messenger RNA from Leopardus geoffroyi (Geoffroy's cat), 1667 nucleotides. It is a transcript of the gene BNIP3, whose product is annotated as BCL2 interacting protein 3. NCBI's taxonomy places the organism in Eukaryota, Metazoa, Chordata, Mammalia, Carnivora, Felidae. The transcript is spliced from 6 exons. Bases 287 to 871 code for a protein of 194 amino acids. The record is from RefSeq and is a predicted model, not a curated record. Gene Ontology annotation, biological process: positive regulation of apoptotic process; mitochondrial outer membrane permeabilization. Gene Ontology annotation, cellular component: mitochondrial outer membrane; nucleus; mitochondrial envelope.
AACCCGCCCCGCGCACGCGUCGCACGCGCCGCACGCGUCCCGCGUCUCGCGCACGCGCAGGCCCCUCCCCGCGGCCAAUUGGCGUCGCCAGGGCUUAUCCGGCGCUUAUCUGUUGUGCGUCCGCCGGCGCGCGUCAGUUGGUCGGGGUCCGGGGUUGAGGCUACGCGCUGUGUUGGGCCUCGCACACGAGUAUCGGUCCCCCGCCCGCUCUCCUCGGAGCGUCCGGCGCCCACCCGGCCCCGGCCCCGACCCCGACUCGCGGUCGCAGCGCCGUCGCUUAGGCGCCAUGUCUCAGAGCGGGACUCCCGGACUGCAGGAGGAGAACUUGCAGGGCUCCUGGGUGGAAUUGCAUUUCAGCAAUAAUGGGAAUGGGAGCAGCAUUCCAGCCUCUGCUUCUAUUUAUAACGGUGACCUGGAAAAAAUCCUGCUGGACGCCCAGCACGAAUCUGGACGGAGUAGCUCCAAGAGUUCUCACUGUGACAGCCCGCCUCGCUCACAGACUCCGCAAGAUACGAACCGAGCCUCGGAGAUAGACGCCCACAGCGUGGGAGAAAAGAACAGUUCUCAGUCCGAGGAAGAUUAUAUCGAGAGGAGGAAAGAAGUCGAGAGCAUCUUGAAGAAAAACUCCGACUGGAUAUGGGACUGGUCCAGUCGGCCGGAAAACAUCCCCCCCAAGGAGCUCCUCUUCAAGCACCCGAAGCGCACGGCCACGCUCAGCAUGAGGAACACGAGCGUGAUGAAGAAGGGGGGCAUCUUCUCGGCGGAGUUCCUGAAGGUCUUCCUCCCGUCCCUGCUGCUCUCGCACCUGCUGGCCAUCGGGCUGGGGAUCUACAUCGGAAGGCGUCUGACCACCUCCACCAGCACCUUCUGAUGAAGAAUCAGAGCCCGGCUUUUCCCCGCGGCCGGAUCGCCGUGGGGGCCGCGGCAGCACCGACGGAGGCCUGUCCCGACCCCAGGAAGCUGCACCACUUGGUUCUGUAAACGCUGCGUUUCCGCCUUUAGUGAGAUGAAAGAAAAGACCGAAGAACCAGGCUAACCCGUAAUCGUAUCCGUGGGAUCAGUUAGUGCGCAUGUCGUGUUGGUUAACAUCUGCUGUAAUAAUUCGGUAGUAAAUUCUCUUUGGGUAUUAUAAGUAAAUAAUUUUAACAUGCUAGAUACGAUGUAUGUAGUAUUCUGGCAGAUUAUCUGUAACCAAUAAUUCAGUUAAAAUACUUUAUAUUUGCAAAGAAUGAAUGUUUAUUAAAAUGACUACAUGAGGGGUUUAUCCCAAGUAAAUAUUGUGGCCUUAUAUUCACACUCUUAUAGGAAAGACUACAUUCAAGUGGAUGCAGGUUGUCUCCUAAAGACAUUUAACUCUUUUUAACGCAGAGUUCUUUGUCACGCCGUGGGAUCCCGGAACAAACGCAGGUUCCGCUGUACUGUUGGGACACGAAGCCGUGCGUCCCUGCGGGGGGGGGGGCUUCCGUCUGGGUGGCCACCUUGGACACUCGCCUCCUGCCCAGGGCCCCUGUCCGUGUCCUCCUCUCCACUCACUCUGGAUCGCUGGAUCUAGUCCUCCCCGUGGUGUUGGGGUUUCGUGUGCUCUUAGAAUCUGUUCCAUUCUGAGCAAACCUGUGUCUACUUCAAAAGACUGGAAAUAGAGAAAAAAUAAAUCUUUGCCAAAUCCU